Messenger RNA from Olea europaea var. sylvestris, 627 nucleotides. RefSeq lists its product as uncharacterized. Lineage: Eukaryota; Viridiplantae; Streptophyta; Magnoliopsida; Lamiales; Oleaceae. The transcript has a single exon. Bases 1 to 627 code for a protein of 208 amino acids. The record is from RefSeq and is a predicted model, not a curated record.
AUGAAAAUUAGUGAAAAAGAGGCAUUUCGCAAGCCAAUGAUCCAAAAGAACGAGCAAGCAAGACACCCCCAAGGACGAUACUGCCGAUAUCACAGGAUGGUGGAUCAUGACACUGAUAACUGCCGAGAAUUGAAGGAGGAAAUUGAGUCCUUGACUCGAAGAGGUUGGCUACAGGAAUUUAUUGCCAAACCAAAAGAAGCAGACCGACCUUCGUCACAGCGACCAUUGCUACAGGGACCUCCUAUGAAAGCUCAACAGACAGUUCACAAUCGUAAUCCACCCCCAUGCAGCGAAAUCAAAAUGAUGGUCAGAAGAAACCAGUAUAUUGAGGGAUCUAAAAGGGCGAAACAAAGGCAAGCCCGAAAUUCUCGAAUCAUGCUGAACUACGAAGAUCAAACCCCUCAGAUCGGCACAGACCCUGAAUGGUUAUGGUUCACAGAGAAAGAUUCUCAAGGAAUCCUCCAGAACCAAAGUGACGCCCUGGUGGUCAACAUGCCAAUUGCCAGGGUGAGUGUUCACAGGACAUUAGUGGAUAAUGGGAGUUCGAUCAACAUACUAUAUUCACGAACUUUGAGGCAAUUAGAAAUAUCGGAACGCUACCUUCAACCAUACUCAAGGAAAGAGUAG